AUAUAUCAAAUAUAACAUACCAUGCUGCCUGCCCUUCCCGUGUGCUAGAAAUUCCUGCGCUUGUUUCGAUCUGUUUGUCUUCUCACUCGUUCACUACGUAUCCUCAAGAGCUGUGCUCUGUCUAGACCUGUUUAAUUGCCCUUGUUGUCUUCAUCUUCUUAAGAAACUAGCCCGAUUGAUUCGGCUCGAUCCAAGUCACCAUGAAGUGCCUGACGACGAUCAUCCUCACCGCUGGCCUGGCGUCGGCCUUCCAUAUCCCAUCGCCACUCGCCCGCCGACAGAGCUCAAGUUCAGAAUCCGCCUCUGGAAGUACUUCCAACCAGCUGGAGUCCAUUGCCAACAUAUUCAACGGGACUGGACUCAGCACCACCAACAUCAGUGAUCCCCAGUUCGACCUCGGCAACUUUGGCGGAAAUCUCAAUAUCGACGGGCUUAAUCUCGGCAGCGUCAACCUCCAAAAUCAGAACGACGUCAUCAACGCUAUCCUGACCAUGACGAACGCGCUGUGCUUGGGCGGUCUGUUCAACUCAAACAGCAUUUCCAACCUCGGCAGUGCUUCGAGCCUCCAGCUCUUCCUCGAGCUCGCCCAACUGAUGCAACUCCAGCAGCUGGGAUUCCUGAAUGUCGUCGAUAUCCAGACCCUCAUAGGUGGAGGAUUUGGUCUCAAUAGCCUUAACGGCUUCAACGGCCUCAACGGCUUCAAUGGUCUCAAUGGUCUCAACGGUCUCAACAGACUUAAUGGUCUCACCAGACUUAAUGGUCUCAAUGGCCUCAAUGGCCUCAACGGCUUGAACCGCCUCAGUACCUUCAAUAUUGGCGUCUUCAAGCGUGCGGUUGACGAACGCAAGAAGACCAUCAAGCGAACGAAGCUCAGGCGCGCCACCCAAGCCCUGAGCAAGAGACAGUGCCAGACCAACGUGGUUGAUCCCAAUGCCACGGCCGGAACGCAGCAGUCUGCCGCCCCGGUCGCCAGCCAGGUCGCCAGCCAGGCUCCUGCGGCAACAGAAACAGCGGCCGUCGUUGCGUCUGCUGCCGCCUCCCAACCAGCUGCGGCAGCGCCGACGUCAGACUCCCGCCUAUCAGAUUUCACUCGUUAAACCCUCGAGGCGAGGGUUGGAUAGAGCUUACUUGGGGAAAGCAGAGUUCUCCUGAGUGACCCGCCAGGGUUGGCCCGCACCGACCAAGCGAACUGGAUUAUCCUUGGUUCAGUCAGAGCGCAGGCCGUAUCCAUCUGGAUGGGGGAGCUGGCAAGGGCUAUGGAAAGAGGCGCAAACACGGAGCAAAAUGGGUUAAGCAGGCGCACAUG
Phialemonium atrogriseum is the source of this 1306-nucleotide messenger RNA. RefSeq lists its product as uncharacterized. The transcript is spliced from 3 exons. The record is from RefSeq and is a predicted model, not a curated record. Lineage: Eukaryota; Fungi; Ascomycota; Sordariomycetes; Cephalothecales; Cephalothecaceae. Bases 201 to 1097 code for a protein of 298 amino acids.